AUGGAAAUAUUGCGAAAAUAUAAACAACAUGGAUAUUUUACACCUGAAUUGUUUCAUUUACUUGAGAAGAAAAGAGUUGUGGAUGCUUCAGAAGCAAUUAUACCAUCUGUGUAUGAAAGAGAAAUGCGGAUGAGUACAGCUGAACGAUUGCAAACCUUAAAUAGUAUUUUGAUUGAUAACAUCAUCGUUACAGACAACGAUACGAAAACACGACAGCACGUUAUACUGUCAUUCACACCAAGAAUCAUAAUAUUCCAAAAUUUUAAGCCAAACGAAAAAAUAAUUGCUAAAUUCUGCGUCAAGAAUAUUAGCACUACUCCGACUUACCUAAAAAUGGUGUUUAAAGAAUCUUCUUAUUUCUCUAUAAAACUGAACCGGGAACAGCCUGUAUCUAGACUAGCUCCCGGCAUGAACAUUGCUUAUGUCGUCACUUUUGUACCCACACAAAUGGAGGACUACGUUCACAGGGUGGUAUUUUAUACGGACAGGGAUCAUCCUUUUUCUGUAGAACCGAAAUCAGCAUAUUUAAACUGUGAUGAGAAAAUUGAAAUUAAAGUUUCUUUUAAAACCAUGCACUUGGGAAAUGUUGAAGGUACAUUGCGCGUUAUGUUUGAAACAGGAGAAGUUUUUAAAAUAGCAUUAUCGGGCACAGCGCAUACUGUGAAUGUAAUAUUAGAAAAGCAAAUAGUUAGAUUUCCCGAUACAUACAACGGUAUGGUGCGUCAACAAACAUUCAAAAUUACCAACAAAUCUGACUACGUUCUUACUUAUGUCUGUAUGAAGAAUGAAUCCGUCUAUUAUGAUUUUAAAGACAAAAUCAAACUUGCGACUGUCUUUUACAAUAUGAAAGAGAGUGAGGCCGCUAAAUGUGCAAAGUUAGUUCGCUACGACGUCCUGAGCAGCGCCGAGCAUGACAGAGUUUACACUAGAAUAUUCUACGAUGAGAUACAAGCUCUUGUCGCAGAUGAAACUUUAUUAUUUCAGAAUACACAUUUCUCAAUGUCUCCUAUCAAAGGUCAGCUAUGGCCAAAUAAAACUACAGAAAUAGUUUUAUCAUUCGCGCCCAAACAAAUAGGAGACCUAGAAGCUUUAGUUUAUCUAGAUAUAGAUGGCGUUAGUGAUCGAGUUAUGUUGAAGAUAACCGGGACAUCGUUGCCACCCACGAUACAUUUGAAUCUCGAAACACUAGAUAUGAGUUCUGUUUAUAUAAAUAUACUCUAUAACUACGAAAUAAUUGCAAUAAAUAAAGGUCAUAUAAAUGGCGUCAUUGCAUACAAAGAUGUGGUAACACUCUUCGGAAGUAAAAUAACAUGUACUCCGGAGUACCGGUGUUUGAGACCUGGAGAAAAGGACAUUUUCGUCGUUUCCUUCUUUAAUUCUAACCCUGGACCUUUCUUCGAAGAAAUUAAUUUUGUCAUACGCGACACAGAUGUAAAGCUUAAAGUUUACUUAAAAGGUACUGUUAUCUAUCCGUCAAUAAAAUUCAGUGUACCAUCAUUGGACUUUGGUGACGUCAGUCUAGGUGUUCCUAAAACUCUAUCACUGGACAUAAUAAAUGAAUCCAAUGUACUUGUUUCGGGUACCGUUUCUAUACCGUCAGACGGCUUGGAAAUUAGAAGCAUUACUUUGACAGAUUACGCUGUAAAUGACAUCCCAAAACCGGAGUUGCCAACAACGCCGAAAGAAUUUAAAAUCGAACCUAGGAAAAUAAUAAUUGAUCCGGAAUCUAUUUUUACAGUCAAGAUUACUUUGACAGCAAAUUUGAUAAGAAACAAUAACACAUCAUUUGAGUUGGAGUUUGAGAAGUCGGACAAGAGACCGAUGGUGUUGCCAGUGACGUACAAUGCUAUGGUGCCACAGAUUAUACCCGCGCCGGAUUUACAUUUGAGAGCAUGUUUUAGAGGCUUCCCAUAUGUUAAUGAUAUAAACAUACGGUCCAACAAUUUCCUAGGCUACUUUGUUGUUGAAGAACCCGAGGAAUCAAUAUUUGACGUUAAAAUUGAUUUAAAGGAAGGUUAUAUAGAACCGAUCAGCACAACAUGUUUUAAGCUUACGACAACGGCUACUGCUCUCGGAUCCCAUGAAUUUCCUCUCCGCUUACGUCUUUUCGGUGUACCGGACCCGAUUCAAAUAUGUUAUGUGACGGGUUACGGCGUCAGUCCGAUAGUAACUUGCAGUCCGACCUUUCUACAUUGGGGCCAAGUCAAACUGCUUAAGAAAUCACAAAAAACUUUAGUUCUUUGCAACGAUUCCCCAGUUGAAGUAAAUUUUAAGACAUCUUGGUUUAACCGCGAGUGUAAAUGGCAAAUUGAACCCGAAGAAGGUGUAGUAGAAGCGGAAUCGGAAAUAAAUCUGACCGUUAGUUUGACUCUGGUUGAUGCUGAAACGUAUAACAAUAAAGUGGUCAUACAAUUGGAAGAUAUGAAAGAUAUCUUGGUUCCAGUUACGGUAACGGGUGUGGGUACAAGCAUAGUGAUAGGAGAUUUGGGAGACAGGAUUGAGCUCGGUCACCAUUUCACAAGGAUUCCGUUGAAUUGUAAAAUAAUGAUGGAAAACCGCGGCACACGCCUUCACGCCUUGGAGUGGAGCGAACAUUACAAGACGCCGAAAAACAAGCAGCAAGCAGUAGCAUUUUUUAACCUAGAACCAAGGUCUUUUAAAAUAAAUGCUAGUGAACAAUUAGACUUGACAAUAACUGGUCUCUCGCACAAAGUGACCGUAGUGAAAGAGAUAUGGUAUUUAGUUGGCAGCAUCGAAGGUGUCAACAAGAAAGAACUGUUGCUGGAAUGCAAAAUUACAGCAGAGUUUGUUGAUCCCAAAAUAGAAAUAUCUACGCCUUCAAUGGAUUUUCAGUAUGAUAAUGGUCCUUAUAAUGAAUAUUAUAGAUUAACAGACAUUCUCAUAAUAAAAAAUGUAUCAACACUGCCACUGGAUUUAGAGAUUACUAUCAAACCACCAUUUGCUCUAAUACAAAAGCAGAGUUCAUAUAAAAUUAUAUCGGGUGAAGAAGAUUUUUGUCACUGUAUAACUUAUACGGAGUCUGAUUUAAAAUUAUGUAAUAUAACAGCCGACAAUAGCCGGGAAGAGACAAUUAAAUUGAUAGAUUUCUUGACACUGCAACCAGUUUAUCCAUUGCGUCAGGGAAGCUUGCAGUUUUUUGAAGACAUUCAUAAAAUAAAACGUAUUUUCAAUUUGACUCAUGUCAUUGAAGAACACUUGGAGGAUCAAGAAAUGAUGAAAGUCCAAGCUUUAUUUGAUACAACGAAACACGCGACGUUGAAGGCUCGAAUCUAUAGUGACGCUAUCAAAAUAAAGUUCAAGGGUCACAAAAAUAAGGACUCUGUAAAAGUUGUGGGAAAAAUAAAUUUCCCCAAUAUACUUGUUUUAACACCGAGAAUUGAUUUUCAAUGUUUACUAAACGACUACAUUGAGGGUAAGACAAUAAAAAUACAAAACGUAACUCCACUGAUCGCUUGUUAUCAGUUGAGUUGGAAAAAGAUCCUAAUAACACCGUUUGCAUCUGCAAUGACUCGACCAACUAAUUUACACGAAGUUGAUGGUAUACCAAUAAAAACUGAAUUAAGCCCGUCAAUUUCCAGUACAUACUUACCUUAUCGAUCUGAAAUAUUUUCUUAUGAAAUAAAUAAUACUAAUAGUUCAAUUGCCACAACAAUACAAACAGAAACAGAACCAAAACUCACUAUGAAACUUAAAGAGAACCUUAUGAAAACAGUUUUACCAAUGUUAGAUGAACAAUUAGAACCGAAGUUUAAAUGGCUACACAAAUUUCCUGAAACGAAUGAGAUAGAAGGUGACCUUAUUAACAAUAUAUUGACUUUGAUACCUCAUAGGGGUAAAUUGAAGCCGAAUGAAGUACAGUAUAUAAAUGUAAUGUUCCGACCGAUGAUCAACAUGAACGUCAGAGCUGUAAUAGAAUGCCAAGUCUUAGGAGGACCGACGGAAUAUAUAACCGUGACUGGACAAUCGUCGUAUUUAAUGUACACUCUUAGUACUACAAAAAUAAAUAUGAAAAUAAGAUCAUUCCACGAAAAUGCAUUUGAAUACUUGCGUAUUAUGAAUAAAGCACUUUUGCCUUUUGAAUUUAAAACUUAUUUGAAUGAGCCGAAAUUCGAAAACGAUCUAUACGGUACGAUUUUGGAUAUCGUUCCCGCGGAUAAUUUAUUACAGUCGGAAGAAACGACCGAUUUAAAAGUAUUUACCAGACCUGGAGUACUGGGAUAUUUUAAGAGACAGUUUUUAUUGGAAAUAGGUCAUUUGCCUGUGAUUCCAAUAAAAGUUUACGGUUGGGGUGUCAUACCGCAAAUUUAUUUGACAAUCCCGAGACCUUUCUUAAGUGAAGCCGAUCCGGAGUUGGGCUACAUCGCAAUCGCCAUGUUGACAGAUGGAUAUCUCGAGUCUCUUAAUGCAAUGUUUAAGAAACCCAUAUCUGAACAUUUAAACUCACCAUUGAUUGAGAGAUGUUUUGAAGAUCCCAUAUUUACACAAGACUGGCAUUUGUGCUCUAUAUUGGACGCGUAUCCAUCUAUAAUGGAUAUAGAAAUGGCAAUAGAAAGGAUAUUAGUAAUGAAUUAUCUAAGGUUGCACCCAGAAGUACUCGCCGCGCACACGUCUUCUAGUAAAACCAGGCCGAUCGCAGGAUUUAACACUGUUCCUUACGUUAUUGAUUACGGUGUAGUUAUUACUGGAUGUACGGUUGAGUACACUAUUGAAGUAUUUAACUACGGACCUUUGGUCACCAAACUGCAUUUGAGCAAGAACACUAUCGUUCCCGAUUGGUUAAUUUUGAAAUUAUGUGGAAAAUUAAGUCCGGGCGAAGUCGGAUAUAUUGAUAUAACUUUUAACUCUGACAGUGAACAUUUUCCUGAACCGGAACAGAAUGUUGAAGUUUCGAUUAACUUGGAGGUACCGUACGGUGUUACGAUUCCAGUGAAGUUCAAGGCACUAUGCGCAGUUCCUUAUUUGGUAACCAGUAUUCAAUCAAUAGAUUUUGGUUCUGUUAAAUGUGGCAAUAAAGUUAUUUAUUCAAUACCUUUGAAAAACGUAGGGAAGCCUGUAUGCAUAUGGUACGCUACACUAAAGCUCAAAACCCCCGGGAUCAAUCCUAUAACAAUAUUGGACACUUCGGGGAAAUACGAACCCGGAGAGAGCGGUUGGUUCAGUAUUGCUUUUAAGCCCACAGUGGAGAUGACAUUCGAAGGUUUAAUAAUCUUUAGAUUCCAUAUGAAUCCAAAACGUAUGACAAUACCUUUCAUAGGCAAUGGUGUGAUGCCGCAGGUCCAUGUUAUCGGACCGAAUAUAAGUUUUCCGCCAACGUUACCGUGGGCUGAAACUACGGAACAUUUCUUUGGUCUUACGAAUCCUUGUCCGUUUCCGAUUGAACUUAUUAUAGCUCAUAGCGAUAUAAAAAUAAAAAGUCCGAAAAAAGCACUUCGACAAAACGACCCAUCUCCAAAACGCCAAAGGACCGAAGCUGAAGUGAUGGCAGACGAGCUACGUUCAAUGAAAGAAAAUAAAAUAGAUCCACUAAAAGAGUGUUUACAUGAACAUACUGCGAAGGAUACGCAAACUGAAAGACAGACUAAAGGCCUUAUUGUUUUCUUCCACGGAUCUCCAGCCGAAGGUGAAUUAUUGUGGCACUGAUGUCAUAAUGUUAUUAUUAUAAUUUUAGAAGGACAAUGUCAAGAAAUUGCAUAUUCAGUGGGAAAACACCUCAAAUUACCUACGAUAAGUAUUGAUAUGUGUUUUGUUGAGGCUCUUUGCAUCAGCAAUACGUCAGUCAAAGAGAUUUUGGUUAAGGUUAUUGAUGAAAUGUAUGAGAUUUCUAGAAUGGGAAUGAGGAAAGAAGAUGGAGGGGAAACAGAAAUGGAUAUGGAAGAAUUUUUUGACACCGGUGAUGAAUUUGAAACGUUAUUAAAAAAGCUUGACGUUAUAACAAAUAGUAAAUCAAUUGCAACUCCAAAAUCAAAAGUCAGUGACAAAAAGAAGAAGAGGUCAGCCUCGUCUUUUGUGUCGCAAACCUUACUGGACGCCAUGGGAUCUACUACGAUGUUUAAUUUGGAAUUAAUUCAAGAACUAAUGACUGACUAUUUUAAUCAGCCUAGAUUCAAUCGAGGUUUUGUUAUUGACUCAUUAACAAGUUUUAUAUUCAAAAGUCCUCCGGUUGUGCUCACAACCGUUCUUAAAUGCAAGUCUUCAAUAGCGGAUAUACACUUGGUGCUAUGUCACUCUACCUUUACCAAAUGGGCUCAGCUAUUUGAAGAGUCGCAAAAAGAAGAAGAUUUAUUGGAGGAAAAUGUACCAAAAGUAUAUACCGAAGAGGAAAUAAAAGAAAUAGUGGAAGAAUUUGAAAAUAUGAGUUAUGAUGAAUAUGAGAAUGCGAGCGAUGAAUUAAAAUCUGUUUACAUUACCUAUGGCUUGGAAGAGAGACGUAAAAAGUAUUUGUUAAAAAUAGGAACCUCUGAUGAAAUUAUCAAGAAAGAUAAAGAUGGAAAAGGUUAUGCCAGAUCUCUAUUAGCUACGAUGAGUGGCGACGAGGCAAAGAAGAAAGCAAAAAAGGAAGAUGUAAAAGUAAAACCGAACAGCGAAUAUAUGGCAAUGAAUGUCAAAUACAAUGAAUAUAAUAAAAAUGUCUACGACAAUUUAUUCAAUAUCGCAAAUAACUGGAUAGUAGAUCAGUGCGACAUGGGAUACCCACUGAUUGGCCUUAACGGACAGGUCGUACAAUCGAGCCAAAAGAAAAUAAAAAAGAAAUCUGAAUUGUUAAUUCAGGUGACUUCAUCUCAAACAUCUACAACUGAGAUACCGUUUACAUCAUCAACACGAAUAUCCACAGACAAAAGCGAUAUAGAUGUAUUUUAUCCUUUACCUUUGGGAAAAGUUAAAUCAACUACUGAUCGAGAUCAUCGCAUUAUAUUACAACCAGGUGAUUUAGUAAGGUGUAAAUAUACCUUUAGCCCAAGAGUUGAAGGGAAUUUUAAUUUAAAACGAUAUGUUGAAGUUAAAGGAUGGCCGGCAUCUCAAGUAGUGAUUACUGUUAGCGGCAUUUGUGAUGUACCAAGAUUGGACAGUCGCCCGAAAAAAAUGUUUAAAGAUUUUGUCAGGAGAACAGUAGAAGAUAAGAUAUAUAAAGUAACAUAUUUAGAUGAUGCAAAAAUAUUUCAAUUUGGUCCAAUCUUCACAGGCAAUAAUCGAAUAUACGAAGAAACGUAUUCAAUUGAUUUGAAGAAUUCUUCCUUGAUCACCGCUUAUGUUGAGGUGGAAUUUUUGGGGGAAACUGAUGUUUUCCUUUUCGACCAGCGCCGUUUAACGUUAGAGCCUGAAAGUCGAGGAAAAUUAACAAUAUCAGCUGCGCCGGCGGAGGUGGGAGAGCAUAAGAACGUUCUCAUGUUUUGUGUCAAGAACAAUCCGGAGAUUGUCACAGUAAACAUAGCUUGUAGCGGAGUUAUCCCAAUAGUUGAAGUAUUGCCGAGUACCAAAAUUAUUGAUUACGGUAAACAUUUACUUUACCGUCGCAAAGAUGACAGAUUUAUUGUCAAGAACGAUUCCAUUUUACCAAUAAAAUGGAAAAUAAGGAACGCUGACGAUUUCCUGGAAGAUUUUAUAAUAUCUCAAACGUCUGGUAUCAUACCUAGAUAUGAUAAUCAAGUAGUGCCUGUAACUUACAUCGCUUGCCAAGUUGGAGUCAUAUCACACAAGAUGUUGACUGUCGAUAUAUAUGAUUCAGAAGGGCGUGGCGACCCAAUGAUCGUGGAUUCCUUAUAUCUCUCGGCCGAAUGCUACGACGUGAUGGUAGACUGCGCUUACGAAAAUGUAGCAGAAAGUUUUCUCAACUUUGGAAAUGUUAAAGUCAAUUCGACAGUUGCGCGUGAAAUGUAUCUAUUCAACCGCGGGAAAUACAAUAUUUUUUACAAGUUGAAGAAAGUAAAGAACUUCCCGGAACCAGCUCUGUUGAAGUCUUUUGAAGCUAAUCCUGAAAGUGGAAUGUUACCCGCUGCAACUAAACUGGUUACUGUAGAAUUUGAAUGCACGCCUACAGCUUCAUUGAAUUUAGUUAAUGUUCCUGCCUACACUUGUACAUUGUUAGAUGGUAGCAAAACUCAAAUGAUUGUCGCUAAAUUCCCUAUCUGUGUUACAAUUGCAUCCUUUUAUAACACUUUUACCCUUUUUCCAUUGGGUGAAUUGAAUUUCCAUGUUCUACCAGUUGGAGAGGGUGUAAAAAGAGACGUCAUUCUCAACAAUACCAGCAAAUGUCCGUUCAUUUAUGAAAUUAUUUUGCCACCUGAAUAUCAAGUGGAUCCCGAUUCCGCAGUGCAACCAAAAUUAAAAGAUAACAAAAUAAAAAAUCCACCUCUGAGAUGCGGAAACUUUGUAAUAAUGAACGAAGACAAUCUUCUCGCUCCUUCCACGAGCAGAGUUAUUCAAAUACAGUUUUUAGCGACGGCGCCAAAGAAAUUUGUAGAAACCAUACAUUUCGUUGUCAGCGAUACUUGCCCCGCAGAAGCCAAUGGAGUUCCGUUAAGAUUAGUAGGAACUGGAGCUCUACCAAUACUCGAUUUUUGGAAUUUGGAAACGACAUUUAGAGAACAUAUGAUUGUUAAAAAUCUAUCAGAGUAUCCAGUCCCAGAGGAUUACAGAGCAGUAUUGGAAGUAAAUUUAAAGAAGCUGGAGGGCCAAAAUCAAAGCUUUAGGAUAUGCAUAAUUGGAGAAGGGGUUAUACCUAGAAUACAACUAGUGACGCCUAAAGUAAAAAGUAACAGAUUUACGACACUGCAAUUUCCAGUUACAUGCUUGGGUUCUGUCACUUGUCGACAUGUAUCGUUUAAGAAUAUAAGUCCUGUGAAUGCCACAGUUAUUGCAGAUAUUAUUUCGUCAAUUGAUGAAGGGCGGCCAUUGUUUUGGCUUACAGCGGCACCUGAUACACAUUUUGUAGUCCUCGACGGAAACAAUGAUAAUGUGAAUGUCAGUUUGAAAAUAUCAAUAAAACCGAAUGAAAUUGUAACACUUUACGUGCAUUUCAGUCCGCUACAAAAAGGGAAAACGCAUUGUGAUAUCGUGCUUUCCGUUGUUAAUAAUCCAUUUGAAAAGUAUACGAUAUUAUGUGAAGCUGAAGCAUUUAUGGAAGAUGUCAUACUAAUGGGACUCGAAAUGCUUUCGAUGGACAUCGACCUAGAAACAUAUAAAUAUUCAGAAAGAUCAACAGUAUCCACAACGGAUACGAGGCGCCGAAGCAAAUCUUCGUCAGAUAAAAAGAAAUUGAAAUUUAGCGACCCGAAGAAAAGUAAAAAAGUUUCUCAAGCAUCUAUUAAACAUAGUGAAACUGAAUCUUUUGCAGAAACUCCUGUUCUUAAAUAUCUUUUGGACUUAGGUGGCUGUCAAUUAUGUUUUACACAAAAGAGGUCAAUAAUAAUGGUGAACAAUUCCGAAAAAGUAUACAAAUUUAUUUGGGUUGAUUGCGACUAUGUUAUUGUAAGACCAUCUACGGGAUACAUUUCUCCAGGCGAAGAGAAAGACUUGGAAGUUAUUUUCUAUUCUUCUCAACCGAUUGAUCUUGAAAAGGAGAUUGUGACUUGUUCGUUAACAGUAGUCAGUGAUGAUUUUCUGACGGCUGAUUUAAGAGAACUAACAUGGGAUAAUAGACAAACUAUUACGAUAUUUAAUCGUAACAGAGAUGCACAAAUAAAUGAACGAUGUGACACAAUAAUAGAAGAUCAAACUUCUUCAAUAGCAAACGAAUUAAGCGGAAAUAUAACAAUAGUUAUUAUUUAUUCAGUCAAAACUGAGUAUACAAAAUAUAAAUGUGAUUUAGAAGAAGAAAAAACUUUAAAAGACACUUUUAUUUACCAGAAAAGAAGUUUUGAUUUCAAAGUGGAAAACAUAGGAAGAGUGGCUAUGAAAAUUUUAUGGAAUUUCAUUGUAGAUGACGAAUUUCCUGUUAGAAUCAAGAAGUCUGCCUUGAUGGAUGCUACGACAGGGUCUUCUGAAAGUUUACACAUAACGAAUGAAACAGACACAGGUGUUGUAGAAAAAGUUUUUGAACAUAUUAAUAAUGAUCCUAGCAAGAUGACAUUAUUUAGCGGUAGUUUAAGCAGGGACAGUGUGGAUACUUGGUUCGAAGUUGAUUUACCGUUCCACAUAGAACCUGAAAAAGCAUGUUUGAAUCCUAACGAAAAUCAAAUCUUCAAAGUAACUUUUUCACCGCAAGAUGCAUUUUUAUUUAAAGUUAGAUUACAAAGCACUAUAGAUAAUUUAGAUCCAUAUGAUCAAAAUAUAACCUGCAAAAUGACAGCUAGAUCGUUUAUCCCUUACGUACAUCUGGAUAUUGAAGAAAGUGAUUACUUAACAUCGGGGAAAAGAAAGGCGACCGGAGCGUUACCCGCAAAUACAAUGGUGUUAGAAUUUAAAGUCCUUGGACCAGGAUGCUAUAAAAAAUCGUUUAGUGUAAUUAAUCCUACAAGCCAAUCGUAUGAAUUCAUAUUCGAAGUUGUGAUGUCGGAGGCGCAAGAAUUUGUUCCCGUCCAUUGCAAUAAAUUGAAAGGUUAUGUGGAGGGCGGUACAUCCACUGACGUAGUAUUUUCAUUUUCGCCGCCAGCACCUGGGGUUUACGAAUCCCAAUGGAAAUUUAUAAUUCCUAUCCAUUCGCUGGUAAUAAAUUUACUAGUUGUAGGUUUUGUAAGGGAAUCGAAUGUUGUAUUCGUACCCACGAUUUUAUUGAUAAGAAAUUCUCUGGUUGGAUUUACAAGUGAAAACGUGGUUAAAUUAAAGAAUAACGAGGACGAAUGUCUAACGUUCGAAUUUAAAGGGAAUUCGCUCUGUGAUGAAUCCGGAGAAACGCCUGUGGUGAUAAUGCCCGAACGUGGAAUAUUAAAACCACACUCUGAAACACCGAUCAAUAUUAUUUAUACUCCGAUAUACGAUGGUCCGUUAUCGUUUAAGAUUUUCUGCAGUAUAAAACAUUUGACGAAAGUCUUGACAUUGUGUGUUAAUGCUCUAAGCUACUCUAUAAAACCUAUAGUUACGUAUUACCUUAUUGGUAAUGAGCACACGCUUAAGAGUGAAGCUGUUACGAAUAUUCAUUUGGAUAAAACUGCAUCAACCUAUGAAAGAACAGUUCCGUUCGUGAUAAAAAACGAUGGUUCCGCGACAUUUUUCUUCGAGUGGCAUUACUCCAGUACGCCGGUCAAGAAGUAUUUGAAAGUUGACAUAGAACCGAGCAUCGGUCACGUCACGCCCGGGAACCAAGUCGAGUGCAUUCUGCAUUUUAAUCUUAAACAAGUGCCUGUGCAUGCUUUCCCUGUUACAUUGUCUAUAGUAGACGGUCCAGAAUACGAAAUUUAUCUUCAUGCGGAAAUUGAAAAGCCUAAAUAUCAUUUUUCGUGUAUGGAAUUUGAUUUUGGAAAAUGUAUAGUAAAUGCCCCGGAGACUACGUAUAAGAAAAAUAUUGCUUUUGAAAAUUCUGAUGAAGUACCUUUAACCAUUGACCUAAACUUUGCAAACUUACCGGAGCUGUACGUGCAGUAUAACAAAGAGUACGCGGUAGAGCCUAGAGGACGUAUGAAAAUAUCUAUUUACUUCCGUCCCAAAGAAGUCAAAGUGUAUGAAUUCAAAUUACAAUUCUGGGUGAAUACGUUAUGUGAAGAAAUUGUUACCAUUAGAGGAGAAGGCGUACCGUUGCUGUUUGAUUUAUACGAUGGCUGUCAGAAAAGCUUUGACUUGGGCCCUGUUAAAGUUGGUGAUAAGAUAGUGCGUCAAAUAGAAGUAAUGAAUCAUAGUAAAGUGCCGAUAGAUGCGAGCUUCUCUUUUAAAGACACGUACGCUUUAGUCGACGAUACGACUAAGUCUGAGGCGACAAGCAUUUGUUUAGGAUUCAGAGCCAGUGUUCAAGGAAGCGAUCCUGGCCAUGAUAGGGAUGAAAUGCUAAAAGCUUACAAGGAGGAUAAAAUUCAAGAGCAAAUAGCUUUAGAUAUCCAGAAUGCACUCUCAUCAUUAAAAGUUAUACCAAAUAAAUGCACCAUACAACCUUACCAUAAGGUUCCUUUGAAGAUACAAUUCAAGCCUGUUGGGAUUAUGACUAAAUUGAACGUUCAGUUAAUGAUGAAAGUGUUUCAUUUCGAACGUCCUUUGGUACAACUGAGCGGCAGUGCGACGGGCAUGAGCCUUUGCCUCAGUCAGAACUCUUUACAAUUCGGCCGCGUUCGUAAACGAGGCUGCAAAAUAUUGAAAGUCAUGUUACAGAAUAAAGGAGAUUUUAGCGCUCGGUUCUGGUGGCAGCCACUGAAAACAGCCGAAUUCACGAUAUCUCCCAUAGAAGGUAACAUCGCCGCGCGCACUGAUGUUACCUUCACUGUUACCUUCAGGCCGGCAAACAAUAAUCCGUUUAUUAAAGUUUGGGCUAGUUGCAACAUUGAAAAUUACAAGCCUUUAGAGCUAGCUCUGUACGCGACGUGCAUUGACGCCGGAGCCGUGCAGAAUAAGACUAUCAUCAUGGAAUGUCCCGUCAGAGAAAUACAGACUGAACAUCUUGUGGUCACUAACCCAACGGAUGAAAUGUGGCUGGUGUUGUCGGAAGUGACAGGGGAUGCAUUUACCACGCUUAAAGAGUUUAAUGUUGAAGCUAACACGACAUUCGAUAUACCUAUUUACUUCAAGCCCAAAUAUUUCGGGAAACAUGAGGGUCAAGUUUUGUACUCACCUCUUGGAGAAAGCGCUCUCUUUAUCAAUCUCAUCGGUAUCGCCACACAUCCGAACCCCAACGGGAAUCUAUCACUUAUUGUCAAGGAAAAGGAUGUGCAUACUGAAGAAUUGUUAGUUUAUAAUAUUACAGAGUUUCCCGAAUCGUACAUUGUUACGUCGGAAAUUGUAAAGAUUUUUCCGGAUAAGUACGAGGGCUACUAUGAGAUAAAACAUCCGGACACCAUCAAGGUGUGGGGCGAGGCGACGGCGAUCUGCCGCUGGUCCUUUGUUUGUUAUGAACAAUGCGAAAUGGAGGCAAAGGUUACAUUUACAAACGAAGAAACACGCGAAUAUCAAUUCUAUAACAUUACAAUAACAGUGAUACCUAGUGGAAUCAAGGGAACCAUGAUAUUUGAGUCUCGCGCGCGGGAGUCUGUGCAGAAAGAGCUGUCGAUCUUCAACCCUCUUAGUACAGAGGCUGAGUUCAACAUUCAUUGUGAAAAUUUAGAUAGCUGUGAAGUGAUUAAGAUUAACAGGAAUUCUAAAGCGCCUAUAACUUUGACGUACGCUCCACUUGUGGUGGGUGAAACGGAGGAAUACCUACAAGUUUUUAACCCACUAGUCGGCGCUUAUAUGUACAAAGUGACGCUAAUAUGUUUGCCAGCUAAGGAAAAGAAUUUAGAAUUUACGACGUCAAUUGGAUCCUCCGUCCCUCUUAGGUUAAGGGUGCAGAAUAAGACAGAUCUCAAAACGGAGUUUAAUAUUACGGUUUCCCAUCCUUCGAUUAUAAUUGAUGAAAAAUACGCACUUGGUCCCUUUGAGAAAGGUAAAGUCCAGGCUUGGUUCGAGCCAAUUGAAAUUGGCUGCCAAGAUUGCAGGGUUUCUUUGAACUCACCUACUGCAGGGGAAUUUGUGUACAAUAUAAAAGGUAUUGGCACGAAACCGAAACCUCAAGGGCCGUACUUGGUGAAAAGAGGUGAUUUCACGACAAUUACGUUCAAAAACGUCUUUAUGGACACGAGAACUUUCAAAUUUAGUGUCGAUCAAGAAGAAUUUUAUUUAAAAUCAGUAUACGAAACUGUGAAACCAAAGAAGGAGUUAUAUAUGCCAGUUUACCUUAUUCAAACACCAGAUGACGAAGUUCCUACUGGAUGUCUCACCAUAGAGACCCAUGAGCCGAGCGAACCAAAAGUUCAGUGGACUUUCUUCCUACAAGGCGUACCUUAA
Molecule: messenger RNA, 13917 nt
Organism: Papilio machaon (common yellow swallowtail)
Lineage: Eukaryota; Metazoa; Arthropoda; Insecta; Lepidoptera; Papilionidae
Product: hydrocephalus-inducing protein homolog
Exons: 75
Biological process (GO): axonemal central apparatus assembly; cilium movement
Cellular component (GO): axoneme
Source: RefSeq, a predicted model, not a curated record